Messenger RNA from Argiope bruennichi, 4605 nucleotides. RefSeq names its product juvenile hormone acid O-methyltransferase-like. The transcript has 5 exons. Lineage: Eukaryota; Metazoa; Arthropoda; Arachnida; Araneae; Araneidae. Bases 136 to 942 code for a protein of 268 amino acids. The record is from RefSeq and is a predicted model, not a curated record.
AAGAACCAAAGCACGUGCCAUGCCGAGAGGAAUCUGUUGGACUUCAAGUCUUUGAUGGGCACACCACAGUUGUUUUCUCUUUUCUAGUGAUUCUGUCCAGCCCUGGUGAUUUUCGUGCUAUAGACCUACGCAGUGAUGAAUGCUCUACUGUACGAAACGAUCAAACCACUCGACAGCGUCGUCUAUUUUCUAACCGAGACUUUGAAAGAGCUCGGGUGGUACAAGCAAAAGGAAGAAUUUGUUAUGGAUGUGGGAUGCGGACCUGGACAUGUGACUUCAAAAUAUAUCCUGCCGCUGUUUCAAGAUUUCGAGAAAUUUAUAGCUGUGGAUUACUCACCAAGCAUGAUUGAGACAGCAAGAAGCAAUAAUUACCAUCCAAAAAUUGAUUACAUUGUAUCGAAUUUUGAAGAUAAAUCCGAUAUUACAUGCUGGUUUGGGCAGGUGACAAAACUUGUGUCGAUUCAUUGCUUCAAUUGGCUUAAAAAUCAGGAGAAGUGUUUCCAAAAUGUUUAUGACUUGUUGCAACCGGGAGCUGAAGCAGCUUUUUAUUUUGUACUAAAAUCCGACUUUUAUGCCGCUGUGGUGGACAUAUAUAAUGAUCCAAAAUGGAGCAGAUACUUUGAAGGAGUCGACAAUCGUGUUGCUGAGUCUCAUUAUAAGAAGUACGAUUCCAGGUAUUACAGAAAAAUUUUGGAAAAUAUUGGUUUUACUCUUAUUCUUUGUCGAGACGAGCUGAAAGUCAAUCCACUGUCAUCAGAGAAAGAGGCAAAAGACUUAUAUUACUCUCUUACGGUCUUGGUGCAUCAUGUCCCACUCAAUCUCAGAGACGAAUUUAGGGACGAUCUCUUUGAAUAUGUUCUGAAGAAUGGCGGUAUAACAGAAGAUGGAACAUUGGUACAUAAAGCUGUGACUCUAGAAUUGGUUGUGAAAAAGCCGAAAUAAGACCUCAUCUCUAUAGACUAAAUUAUCUUAAUUAGCCCAAGCAAAGGCAAAUAAAUAUUUGUUGCCUAAAACAACUGGAAAUAAUACACGAUCAGUAGAUUAACUGAUCGCUGAUUUAGAAUUUUUUAUCUUUUAAAUUUUUUAUUUUUUUUAAAUCUCAUCCUUAGAAAUAUUUUUAUCCGUUUACGGUUCUUUUCAAUUAUAACUUCACCACCUAACGGCUUUUUUUCCAUUGGGGAUUUUUUGGAACAAUAUUGCUGUCAGUUUGGUCCAACUUCAUUACUGACGAUGACUUUUAACUAUCUUUUUUGUAGCCGCAUUUUUUAUAUAAUUAUAUUAUUGUUUGCUGUGUUUACUUUCAAUCUGUUAGCAAAACUUAAUUCAAAUCAUUGUAUGGACAUUUCAUUGUUGCUAGAUAUGUUUAAGAAUUGAAAAAUUCAGCCAAGCAUUCAUUUCAGGAGACACAAGCAUCUUAAGCCCUAUCCAGGUAGCAUAGCCUGUUGCAUAAUAUUGUACAUUAUUGUUCGAUAUUAUAUGAUAUUAAUCAAUAUUGUACAAUACUGUUCGAUAUCAUAUGACAUUAAUCAAUAUAGUACAAUAUUGUUUUAUAUUAUAUGAUAUUAAUCAAUAUUGUACAAUAGGGUGGAACGAAAAAAACAACUCUUGAAUUUAAUUUGUAAUAGCACAGAAAAGUUGCCUUUUGCUGUAGAUAAGAUAAAUUAAAUGCAUGAAAAAUAUGGAAGUACGUCUAGAGGUGCCGCAAAAACGUUAAUGUUUCAUAAAACUGAAAUUUUUGAUGCAUUUUAAAGUUUUUUCAAUAAAUAAUAAACUUUUGAUUUUUAAUUUGUAAUAACGCGUAAAAUUUGCUUUUUGGUGUAGAUAAGAUAAAUUAAAAUAUGAAAAAUGUUCGAGUACAUCUUAAGAUGCCGUAAAGACGUUAAAUUUUCGUAAAAACACACUUUUUGGAACUUUUUCAAAGAUUUUUGCUUGGUUUGAUUAUGAAAUAAAAAGUUUUAAAUAGGCAUUAUAAUCUGAAUUUUUAAAAAAUACAGUUUUACUAUCGCAUUACCAUGGAAUCCAGCACGCUGAGUUAUCGCCGGUGCUGAUGUUAUUGAGGGGAGGUGGAGGUUUUUCUGCUUGUGAUGACGAGCUCGGAGCUGGGGUCAAGUCAGCAGCUCAAUUCAAUUGAGUUGGCGUCUCCACUCCGUCUAUUGUGUAACUGAUUUGUUAGUUUGUAUGCUUUUUUGUGAGUAAAAAGGGCCCAGACUAAAUUAGUGAAGACAACACAAAUGUCAGAAUGUCCCAUGUUUGGGAAAUUUAGUGAUUUGCUUGAAGUUGAACUGCCUACUUACGAAUAUGUUGUAAUGUGCUACUGUUAUAUUAGACAUAACCUCAAAAUUGCUUCAGAGAAGGCUCCUUCUAUAAAUGUAAUACGUAUAACUUUAGUUCGGAAAAUAGAACAAAUACAGUCAAGAGCUUCUGUUUCCAUCUUUCUACCAAAAGAAUUUCAAAAGCUUUUCAUGCUAAAUGCAGGAAUUCAUUAAAGUCUAAAAGCAGAAAAGGGUCAGAAUAUUUUGAUUCCAACCUCACAAAAUUUAGAUAAAAAGCUAAACGUUCAUUUGAUAUUGCUGCCUAUAAGUAUGUAAACUUUAAUACUUGUAUAAAUAAACAAUCAGUAAUGGAACAAGAGUUUCUAAACGAUCAACGCUCUAACAGGAAAAUGGUUAUAGUAAAUUUGAUAAAGUUACCACAAGCACUUUGAGGACGAAAGAAGCAAAAGAAAGUAAAGAACUACAGAGAAUAGUAAAGUUUAAUCAAGAACGGGCAAAAAAUACUAGUGUGCCAGAAACGGUAACUGGUAAAAAUGACAAACUUGAAGAAAAAUUGUGUUCUUUACAGGAAGAAGCAAACCAACCUGAUCCUUCAAAUAUAUCUUAAGUCUCUGGUUGAUUACUUUGUGAAAGUGUAUGCGCUUGUUUGGUUUAAAGUUAAGUUAACACCUUCAUGUACUUAUGGUUACAAACAUCGUUUAACCUUAUCUCAUAUUCACACUAUCUCUCUGAUGAUUUCAAGAAUGUUAUAUACCUGAUUUUUCAAAAAAAAUUGGUACAUUGUUGCUCCAAAAAGUAUCUUUUUGACCAUGCCAAAUGAUGAGCGCAAAAUUCAAAGAGAACUUAGUUUGCGACGUGUUUUAAAAACAAGAACAGAAAGUAGAGGUGGAGUCAGGAAGUUUGAAGUUUCAAAGAUAAACUGCAAUGAAAAGGAUUAUAUCGACACGAUCUAAUGGCUCGAAAAUGGCAUAACUGAGUACCCUCCCCCCCCCCCCCCUCGGGUUUAAACACGUUUCCAGUGACUCUUCUAAAAACUUCAUGCGAAAAGCAUCUGAAGCUGAGCUAAAUAGUAUAGUGGAUUCGGUUAUUACCUCGGCUUCCUUGUCACACGCAAGCAGAGUAAAGAGCUGCGAAACUGGAGACCGACUCAGUUUAAAAUUAUGUGGUUCAAUCAUAAUAGAAUUAUAUAUGAGAGCAAAAAUUGACUCAGGUGUGAAUAUGCCAAAAUUUGAUUUAAAAAAACCAGUUUAAUGUGGCAAUGAAGUAGAAACAAACAUUUUGUUGCUGCAACAUUUGUAAUCAUUAAGGAUACAGAAGUAAGAAACACAAAAUAUGACGUUAAAAAAUAUAUUAUUGCUAUUAUUGUAUUUUGCAAUUAAUAAUUAUUUUCUAUUUGUAAUACUUUUAUAUACAUUUAAAACCCUCUUUUGUAACAUUAUAAUACGAAAAAUUCUUAAAACAUAUAUCAUCCAAGUUUUUAAUUUUUCAAUUAUUUAAAAAAAUUUAAGGUCUUUGCAGUACCUAAGAUGGCUUGCAACCAAUUUUUUUUUUUUUUUUUUGAACCUAAAAUUCAACUUUUCCCUAAUAUUACCAAAUUAAAAUGUAAACAAAUUUUUUAAAGGCCUAUUUUAAAAUUUAUGAUUUUUUUUUAUUUUUUACAAAAUUUAAGCUCUUUGCGGCACCUCAAGGUAUUGUUGUAUUGCAAUCAAAUUUUUGUUUUAUUCUUUUUGAAUCCAAAAGACAAUUUUUCCUCACUAUUACCAAACUAAAAAUCUGAAAAAAAGAAAAAAAAAUUAAGCCAUUUUCGUUCCACUCUACUGUACAAUUCUGCAAAUAUUGAUCCAUGUGAUAGAAUAUUGUACAAUAUCUGUGUGCUACUAGAGUAUUUAUCAUACAUCUUUUGGUAGAUUUAAAGGGAAAAAACCCUGCAAGUUUCUAUAGAUACGACAUCUCAAGUGGAUGCCAUGUAAAAUAUAUUUUAAUUUAAAGAAAAAGUUUUACAACUUCACUAGCAAAGAAGAGGAAGUCUUAUAGCUUUAUUACAACAUUGAAAGUAAAAAUUCUAAAUGCAACCGUAGUACCAAUACAGUGUGAGGAGAGAAGCUGUAUCAUCUGAUGGCGAAAAUGUGUGGUGUGGUUAUAACUGGAGGUAUCUCAUUUAUUUAUUUAUAUUUUUAAAAACUGUAUUUUAUGUAUAAAAUUAUACUUCACCAUGAGAUGAAGAAUUCUGUGCCUAUUUGCAUGACUUUUUUCUGUCAUUUGCUUUUGUCAAUUUAAAUGUUUUUACACUGAGCUCAGGAAUAAAAUCAUUUUAUCAGUCCUGUUAUCUUUG